GCGCUGGAGGAAGUUGUCCACAUUUCGCCUUUGGGUAGAGGCGUUUGUACGUUUGAUUGACCUGCUACUGCCGAGUGCUAUCGAGUUGAACUCGUCGAACAGUUAGUAGAAUUUUAACCGGCAUUUGGGGAGGACGUCAUUUUCCCUCGGUACCGUCGUCGUCGUAGUCGUGAUCGUUGUCGAAUCUGUAUAUUUAUCUUCGUUUGUAUCAACAGCGAGGGUGAUUGGCGCGUUGAGAUCCGCGGUAAAUUGCUGGAUGCUGUAAUCUGUGUAAUUUUAUCCAUGCUAUUACCCGUCAAUGGAAUGAGUGUGUGAAAUUAACCGGCUCGCCCUGGAGGGAGUUUUCCAUUGGCUGCUCGUCAAUCCAACUACCGGUGUUACUGGUGGAUGCUUUCGUGACGUGAAUUCAGCGAGCUGAAAAUACGGUGGGUUCAAGUUUGUUCGGUGCAAAGCGAUGCGAGCGAAAAUAAAGGCGAGUGGCAGUUCAGUUCACAGAUCGUCAAAGAAGUGUAAUUGAUUUGUGAAUAAAUAAUAGCUGAUUGGCAGGCUACCAAACCGGCAGUUUUCGUCGUUCUCGAAAGUGUGAAAAACGUUUGAAUUGUGCUGGGAUAAAGUUUUGUGCUGAUGGAUUUUUGGGCAGCGGGAGUGUUCUAUCGUUGUUGGUUCUACUCUGUGUACCAUUAGGGUGGCACAAAAGUGUAAAAGUGCUGGAUAAAAAGUGAAAGUGUAGAAAGGCAUACAUAAAGCAAUCGCUUUCUAACUUUGAGUGUCCAAGUUAGAAUCCUAUCGAAGUGUGAGGUGAAGUGUACAUCAGAAGCGAUUAAAAAUUCAGCACUUGGCUUGAGAGGAUCGAAAACAUUCUCUAUACGGUGAAUACGCUAUCCAGUGAGUGGUAUCGUAGCUGAAUAGUGCCUAGCUGGUCGGAGUAAAAAAGUGGUUCCUAACUUCAGCAUUAAUCAAAAGCAAACAGCAAUAAAUUGCAGCACGCGAGUUUUCAAGUGCUUUGUAGCGCUUUGAAGUGAAGUGUUUAUCAAGUUGAACGCAUCAGUGAAGCUCUGGCCCCUCUCACUACGGAGACAAUAAUCGGCGUUCAUCGAUUCCAAGCAAGGAUUAGUGCCAUUGCUGCGUACCGAUUGACAAAUUGUUUGCUUCCGCUCUGCUUCCCCGUGAUGGACAUGAUGAACGCUGUCAGGAUUCUAGCAGUUUUGUUCGUGCUAACCGUGCCUCCGGCGAUAGUCGACGCCCGCCGAUGCUACGUCUGUGGGGAAGGAUCGGAAGCACCCUUUCGGACGGCAAUUGCCAUGGCCGCCACCGCCGCGGUUGCCUCGUCCUCAUCGUCGUCGUCGUCGUCACAUCGACAUCACAACAGUUCUGGCAGUUCGGGUGGAAACACUUUACCCAAUAUCGUGACCACCUGCGAGGACUUCGAGCGGGACCAAGACGAGCUGGACAAAUACGUGCUCGAGUGUCCCUCCACCUACACCAGCUGCCUCACUCAGGUCGAUGGCGACAUGGAACUGCGAACCUGCGGCGAAAGCCUUUCGAUAAACGACUGCAAGAGCGCCAACAAAAUCGACUACUGCUACUGCAGCGAAGAUCUGUGCAACAGUCUGAAGCGGACGCAAAUUCGGCGCGAGAUCGAAGAUGCCCAAUCCGGUGCCCAAUCGGAACACCUGAAGCAGCACGAACCGAACAACAGCGACGACGAGGAUCUCUCCGAAUCGUCCGGAAUGGGUGAUUCACACGAGCGGCAUCGACUCGGUGGCCACCAUCGAACGGCACUGGGAGGCGGCAAUCACAAUAUGCAUAACCACCUGGAAAAGGAUUUCGCAACGACACAGAUUGUGAUGACACUGAAACCAAUUCCGACCACCGAACGGCGGAACAACAACGGCAGUGCCCGGGACGAUUCGGCAAAGUCAGCCACCAGCAGCGGUGCUAGUAAUUGCCGAUGGUCCCCGGAGCGUAGCAGAAGCAAUUUGCUGACACUGCUGCUGAUGGCCGGCGGUGGCCUGAUUUGGCGAUUAACGUGGUUCCGGGGUCACUCGGAAUUGGUUUAAUUAGUGGGUUUUGUGAGUUCCAUCUUGAUGUGAUUUCGGGCGCAAAUUGGAUUUUUGACACUGCUAGAUGGGGGUACGGUCGGUGGUGUGCGUUGCAUUGUGGACACAUUGCACAGUUAUUCGUUUUAUUUUGUUAUUUUAUUUCAUUUCGUUUAUUGUUUUUUUGCUGCGCUAAUUUUUUCGCUUUAUUGUAAACGAGCAAUCAAUGUGUUUAAUUGUGGAACUGUGCCAAAGUGCCAUUAAGGUUUGAAACCUUUUUCAAGUGUGUUAAGCUAUUUUAGUAGCUUUACAACUAUGAAAGCAUAGUUCCAUUUGUGAAGUAAAAAUUCUCUAUUAACUAGAGAAAUCUCAUUUUUUAGAGAGAAAAUUUUGACUUCAGACCCAACAAUCAACUAUGCGGAAAAUAUGGACACCCCUAAAUAUUUAUCAAUUAUUAGAAAUUUGACCCAAAACUUGGUGUUAUUUGUGAAAGUAAUCUGUUCAAUUUGCAUUUAAAACACAAUUGAGCCAUAGCGAUCCACCUUUGUUAGUGUCUAUUUCAAUAAGUUCAUAUCUCUUGCAAACUGAAUUUGACAUAGUGGCACUGAUUUCGUACAAAUCCGCAUAUUGAUAAUAUACAAUUUUUCAUAAGAUUUUACGAAAAUUCAGGGUGAGUUUAAUUACACAAAUGGGUUGUAUAUGGUAACGAUGAUAAUUUCAUCAAGCCUAAAUUGAACACUUUUUUAAUUUUGUUUGGUCUACGUAAUCAUGGGUUGGAGAUAUUUCACCGUUUACCAUAUUAAUUAGAAAAAAAAAGUUGCUUCAAACACGUAACAAAUUAGUUAUGCGAGCAUGCCUAUGAAAUUUUGUUUUUGUUAAUAUUUUUAACAGUUGCCGUGGCAGUUAUGUUAUUUGUGAUCUUCAGAUAGCUUUGUUUAUUAUUAAUAACAAAACUAUAUUGGCCAAAUUAUUUUAUAAACAUAAUAUAUUCCAAAUGAUGAAACAGGUAGUGGCCGCGAUUUGUUGCGCAACCAUAAACUUUUGCUAGUUCACUUUCACUUUUUUGAUUGCUAAACAGUUGAAUAAUGGUUGAUGUACUCUUCUUUUCAACGAAUUAUGUUGCAGAAACUGCUAGUCAACAAACUGUUUUGCUCGGAAAAAAUACGAAUUAUUAAAAACUUUAUCAGUCCUUCGUCGUUUCCUACACACAGAAAAAAAAUAUUGGUAAAAGUAAGAGUACUCCCCUCUUAGCAAAAAACAACCAACGCCAACUAUUAGGUUGAAAGUAAAACUUUUAAAUUUAUCAAGAAUAAUAAUCAAAGUAAAAGUUUUCCUUUUAAGCAAAUGAAGAAUACCACUCAAAACAAAAGUUUUAUUUUCAAACUAAGAGUAUGCGUUGGUUGUUUUUUGCUAAGAGUGAAAAACUCUUAUUUUUACCAACAUUUUUUUCUGUGUGUAGUCCCAUCGGGAGUAUCUGCACCAAAUUUGAGCCAAAUCGGACAAGUCUUGCUUCUGGACCAAUGUUUUCGAAGUUUGUAUAAAAUUUGUCGACAAUUUAUAUGGCGAAAGCGCACUAAGUUGCAUUUUAACCGCUAGGUGACACUGUAUGCAUAAGUUUAUCGCUGCAAAUAAAAGCAAAAAGAUAAUUUAAUAGUUUACUACUUUGUCGAAUGCUGUAAAUCAAUCCAACUUUCUUUGGAGAAGUUAUUAAAUUUUCAAAGAAGUUAUGCCUGAGUUAGCAUAGGGCCUAACAGCAAUCAUUAUUCGAUUCUCACGAGCUCAGUGCAGUGAAAUUUCAGUUCAUUCAAUCGAAACUGAAUGGAUGCAGCCAAUCAGUCGACAUGGCAAGAUUCACAUUCAUUUAACUAACCGGCCCCUUGGCCCCAGUGGUAGUUGCUUAAACUAAUUACAUUUCAAAAUAGCCAAUAUUUUCGCUUUUAUCGAAUUCCGCUUCCGGUUGAAGUCAAAGGCCGUCGCCACACUGUUAAAAUUUCGCUGGAGUCCGGUAACAGAGCUCUGGCAACCAUAGUUGAUUCUCCUGAACGGAAGAAGAGAGUUAUUACGUAGAGCUCGAACGCGGGCUUGAAGAUCCAGAUGUCCGAGGAUUGUAGGGCAAUCCGCACUGGCAGAGAGUAAGUCCGAGACGAACAGGGCUCGAGAGCAGUCCCUCCGAAUGCUGAGUGUAUCGAGAUGUAUUAACUGGCAAUGGUUUUCAUAGCUCGGCAGAUCGAAUCUGUUUCGCCAUGGGAGAUGUCGAAGGGCGAAGCGUUGAACCGGCGUUGGACAGCCUCGAUUCUGUCAAUCCCGUUCUGGUAGUACGGAUUCCAAACACCAGAACAAUAUUCUAACGUUGAGCGGACCAACGCGCAAUAAAGCGAUUUAGGACAGUAUACGUCCCUGAAGUUUUUCGCUAUUCGGAAGAUGAACCCAAGCUGUCUUGAUGCCUUAUCUACGAUGUAUGAAGUAUGUGGUUUGAACUUUAGUGCUGAAUCCAUAAUGACUCCGAGAUCCUUGAUGUGAGAGUGUCUUGCAAUGCUCGAGUCGAAGAAAUGGUAGUUAAAGUAAGUCGGAUGGCGUUUCCGCGUGAACGCAACGAUUGAGCAUUUACUCGGGUUUAAAACCAUUCUGUUCAGAUCACACCACGUACUAAAGCUCUCCAGUUCCCUCUGAAGAAACUCGGUAUCUGUUUAAUCCCGUAUUUGUCGAAAAAAUUUCAUGUCGUCUGCGAAAGAAAGGCGGUUUCCUUGUAAUGUGGUAUUGAUGUCAUUGAAGUAGAGCAGGAAUAUUACUGGACCGAGAUGGUUUCGUUGUGAGAUGCCGGAUGCAGCGAAGAAUGGUGCAGAUAGACAAUCUUUAACGCUGAUUUUAAGUUGCCUUCCAUCGAGGUAGGAACGAAACCAGCGCAGAAGCUGUCCAUGAAUACCGAGUUUGUCCAGCUUCGCUAUUGUGAUAUCAUGGUUGAUUUUGUCGAAGGCCGCAGAUAGAUCCAUGUAAAUAGCAUCGGUUUGCAAUCCGUCUGCGAAUCCAUCGAGUACAUAUGUUGUAAACAAGAGCAAGUGUUGUUCAGUUCAUGGCUCUUCAUUCAACGUUGCUUUCAAAUGAGUCGCAGUGCAACCUCCUUCGUUUGAGCCUGUCAAAUGUAAAGAUACCAAAGCAGCCGAAAUUAUCCAAGGUCCAAAGUGAUAAUCUCUAGUUAGUGGUAACGAAAAUCGAUAAAAUACAAGAUGGCGGCUCCCAGUAAUUACUUAACAGUGGAAAGUGCCAUCAAUAUGGGUAUGAUUUGAAAAGUUGGUCAGUAGAUGAUGGAAAAUUGACGAUUGAGUCUAUUUAGAAAUUCAAGAUGGCCGCUUCCGAUUACCACAAAACAGUGAGAACUGUCAACAAAAUGAGUAUCAUUUGAAAGGAGCUGGUCAGGAGAUUCGAAGCCCUUUUUGAAAUCCAAGACGGCUUUCGGUAAUCACAAAACAGUGCAAAACAUUAGCAAUAUGGGUAUCAUUUGAAAGGUUGUGGACAGUAGAUGACGGAAAUUGACGAUUAAGGCCACUUUGAAAACCAAGAUGGCGGCAUCCGGUUACCACCAAACAGUGAAAACACCAUCAAUAUUUCAUUAUUUGUAGUAAGUAGAUGACGGAAAUUGAUGAUUGAGUAUCCAGUAACCACAAAACAGUGAUAACUACUAUACUUAAGGUUAUUAUUUGAAAGGGGAUGGUCGGGAGAUGACGAAAAUUGAGAAUUAAGGCUAUUUUAAAAUCAAAGAGGGCGGCUGCUAGGAUUCACAAAACAAUGAAAAAACAAUAUAAAUAUGGGUAUCAUUUGAAAGGUUGUCAUCAGUAGAUGACGGAAAUUGAUGGUGAAAGCCAUUUUGAAUUUCUAAAUUGCAGUUUCUGGUUACCAUAAAAUAGUGAAAACUUCCAUCAAUAUGUGUAUCAUUUGAAAGGGGCUGAUCAGGGGGUGACAAAAGGGGUUUUUUUGAAAAGGAGCAAAUAGAGGUUAAGAAAAAUCGAUGUUUAAAGACUUCUGGUUAUCUAUGAUCGUAUACGUCUCCGAAGUUAAUUUAAUAUAGUCGCCCUUAUUAUGUUCAAAUCAAUACAUACGUAUGUAUAUUAAUAACAAUCACUUCAUCUAAAAAUUAUAAAGCCAUGAAAUUGUAUAUUUUUAAUAUAACUUAGGUAAAGGUUCAAAAGUCAGAUGCAUAAAAAAAAAGUAUACGGAUACGAUAUCAAAUUAUCAAACAUAUUCUGAAUUUUUUCUAAUUUUUCCAACGAGAGUGAUUAGAUCGAAUCAGACUUCCGUUUGAUUUUGGUGUUAAUACUGGAAAUGCAAAUUACAUUCGUACAAAAAAUCCCUCCGUCGUAAUGUAGAAUAAGACUUUAUAAACCGAUUACCAAACAAAUCAUAAACUUUCAAUCACAAUCACCCACAAGACUUAAUUCGUGAGCAACUUCGUGAUAAGGGUUGAAGCAUACCGUCACACAGUGAUCACCUUUCAUACAAAAGUCAGACAAAAUCUCAAAAGUGGCCCGAAUUUGAUAAAAACUUCACUUUGGGAUAAUUUUGUGACGCUGAAUUCAUAUUUGAUGUAAUUUUUUUAUUUUUUUUCGCUUCAAAAUUUUGACACAUAGGGUGGUUUGAAAUUUCAACAAAGUGCAUAUCUGCAAAUUUAUUUUCAAAAAAAUGGUGCGGUGAAUUUUUGGCAGAGUACACAUUUUUUCAAUUGUUGAUAUGGCUGAGAGACAUUUAUAAAUUAUAUUUCGAACCCUGGGUAAUAAAACACUACCAUGCGUCUCCUUCAGACAUAUCAUGAAAAAUCACAUUUUUCCAUACACCUGGGCAGAAAGGGGCAACACAAGAUAUUCAUUUUCGAAAAGUACACUAAUUUUCAUGUGUCUUUUCGAAUUGCUUAAAAAAAAGAACAGCCACUUCACACAGAAAAAAAAUCUUGGUAAAAGUAAGAGUGAUCCACUCUUAGCAAAAAACAACCAACGCCAACUAUUAGGUUGAAAGUAAAACUUUUAAAUUAAUCAAGAAUAAUAAUCAAAAUAAAAGUUUUCUUUUUAAGUUGAUGAAGAAUAGUAAUUAAAAUAAAAGUUUUAUUGUCAAACUAAGAGUAUGCGUUGGUUGUUUUUGCUAAGAGUGAAAAACUCUUAUUUUUAUCAAUAUUUUUUUCUUUGGUUGAAAAUUAUAAAUUUAAUUUAUUGCCCGAUUUAUUAUUUGUUCUUCAUGUCUAAGCGAGAAGAAAGGCUUGUAUCGACUAAAUCUACUAGUAUAUGUCCAGCAAAUAACCUGUCAAAUGAAACCAAUUUGACCCUAACCGGAUUCUUACUAAAAAGAUAUAUUCAUUUGAAUAACAUAGGUUUGAAUGCAGUUUUCUCCAGAAUUGAUCAUCUGAUUCACCUUUGAAGACCCUAUGCUUAAAACCUCUAUAAUAAAAAUAAAAAAGGUUAAGAUUUUGAGAAGACUCUAUUCAACCUAUUUACAAACAGAGAAAAAUGUUAAGGGAGUCUUCUACUCGCGAGGCCAAAAAUUGAGCACGUUUUACAUUUCUUAUAAAAGAAAUGUAUAGAAUUCGCUCAAACUUUCAAGAUUUUUUCCGAGGCCCGGAGGGCCGAGUCUUAUAUACCAAUCGACUCAGCUCGACGAUUUGGGACAAUGUAUGUGUGUGUGUCUGUGUGUGUGUAUGUAACGGACAAAUUCUCAUUCGUGUUUCUCAGCAAUGGCUGAACCGAUCUUAUCCAAACCAAAUUUAAAUGAAAAACUAAAAAACAGUAUGAACGCUAUUAAUUUGUUUUUGAUUCUGAUGUUUAGUUUCCAAGAUAUGAAUGUUUGAAUGCGCAAAAAUGGCGUUUUUUGCAGUUUUUUUAAUUAUCUGCCGAAAUUGACAAUAUAGAUUAACAAUGUAUAUGUUUUUAGACAGCUUUAACGAAUACCUUUCGUACAAGCUAUAGAUUGUUGAAAUCGGACUAUUAUCAAAAGAGAUAUUUAACAUUAAAUGCGGAAGAAAGAUUUUUAUCAAUUCCCAUUGCCAGAAAUAUGACCAAAAACAUGUAAUCUAUUAUUAACGCCAAAACGGCUUAUUUUAGGUCAAUAGUAUCUUCGGAGAAUUUAAUGGAGGCAAUAUGCCCUUUCUUUUGGUAUUGUGCUUUUGCUGAUUAAUCCCCGUAUGAGUGAGAUAUUUUCACAAUUUUUUUUGGAAGUGAUUAUAUCGAAAUGAUGCCUUCAGCAAAUUUGUAGCUCUUACUUUUGCGAAUAACUUUACUGAAGACUUCAAAUAUCUAUUUUGAAUACUUUAAAAGUUAUGGCUUGUUGUUUGUUGAUUACUCUUUGUCGCCUAUUUAUUGUUCAAUAUAGUAAUAAUUCAUUGAAAUAAGCCAAACAUUAUUUCGAUAAAACGAAUUUUGUAUUUCAUUUUACUAUCUACAACCGCUAGAAAUAAUCACCGAACACUUCCAAGUUGUCUGGAAGGAACUUGAUAACUUAUCAGUACUAAAAUGUUCAUUUGUGCGAACCUUCUGACUGCAAUUUUUCUAACUUACAAUCAUCGGAUCGAUCUGAAACAUAUCGGAAAAUGAAAAGCGAAAUAAAUAACUCCAAGCAACGGCGUAGCCAAGAAAAGGUUUUGGGGUUUAACGCCAUACAACCCCUCCCCCCCCACAACACCCAAAAAAAUAUUGGAUUGAAGUUGAAAAUUUAUUGAUGCAGACUGAUUUAAUUCAAUACUACAAUAACAAUUAUCUGAUACGUACAUUGAUAACCUAUUGUUGUAAACAUCAUGAGGACUUUUGAUAAAUUGUCGGAAUGGGGUCCUGAUAUGUAACUGAUCUCUUGGUCUUGAUUUCACAGUUGUCUAAUAGCAUCAAUAUCAAAUUCCUGCCUGAAAACAUUCCAAUAGAAAAUUCCAGAGUUCUGUAAUCAAUCAUAAUCCUCAGAUUUAUUUUCAAAUUGAUCUCGUUUUUGUAGAGAUGUACUGUAAUAAGGGUCUUAAUUUAAUAGGAAGCGAAGUUAAAAUUGAUUUAAUGUCUAUGAAACAUAGAACUGCUCACCAAAAAAUGCAAAAAUUUCAACAUUUGCUAAAAAUGUUUUUGCCUUUCUCAUUCACUCUAAAAUUCGUCGAUCUAAUCCCGACCGGGAGGGUCGAGUGUCAUAUGCUAAUCGACUCAGUUCGUCGAGAUCGGAAAAUGUCUGUGUGUGUAUGUAUGUCUGUAUGUAUGUGUGUGUAUGUGGAAAAAAUGUGACCUCUGUUAAUCAGAGAUGGCUGGAUCGAUUUGCACAAAGUUAGUCUCAAAUGAAAGGUACAAUCUUCCCAUCGGCUGCUAUUGAAUUUUUUUUAUUGAUUGGACUUCCGGUUCCGGAGUUACGAGUUGAAGAGUGCAAUCACACAGCAAAUUCCCAUAUAAACCGAAAUGAAAAAUUUUCAAAAUCAAAUUUGUAUUUUUGAUGCCAAUUGACAUUAUAACGCAUGAAACAUUGAGAUUUGAUGUAAACUCGAAAAAAUAACGUUUGACAAAAAUUGAUUUUUUUUGGACUUUGGUACUUUUUUGCUCUGUUACUAUUUUCUGAAAAAUUAAUUCUGCAUAAUUUUAAAACUUCAAAAAUUACGGUUACGGAAUUAUGCCGUUUAGACAUUAAGAUCGAUUUUCACCAAACCCCCACCAAUUGUAAAAUUGGUAUUGUAAAAAAACUUAAGGGCGAUACUUCAAUGCUGAUAGGUGGGACCGAAAAAGUAAACAAUCGCCAA
Messenger RNA from Topomyia yanbarensis, 9774 nucleotides. RefSeq lists its product as uncharacterized. The coding region runs from base 1170 to 2060 and encodes 296 amino acids. NCBI's taxonomy places the organism in Eukaryota, Metazoa, Arthropoda, Insecta, Diptera, Culicidae. The transcript has 4 exons. The record is from RefSeq and is a predicted model, not a curated record.